Fusarium musae is the source of this 960-nucleotide messenger RNA. RefSeq lists its product as uncharacterized. The record is from RefSeq and is a predicted model, not a curated record. NCBI's taxonomy places the organism in Eukaryota, Fungi, Ascomycota, Sordariomycetes, Hypocreales, Nectriaceae. The coding region runs from base 1 to 960 and encodes 319 amino acids. Gene Ontology annotation, molecular function: threonine deaminase activity; L-serine ammonia-lyase activity. The transcript has a single exon. Gene Ontology annotation, biological process: L-serine catabolic process; L-threonine catabolic process.
AUGCCGACGUUUCAAGAAAUAGCAGCAGCUUCAGUGCAGUCACGAAGCCGCAUUCGUCAUCACAUCUACCAAACACCUCUCAUCCCCGCCAAGAAGAUCGGCCGUGAUCACAAGGCCAAUGUGCUGUUCAAAGCCGAAAACUUUCAGCUCACGGGAUCUUUCAAAGUCCGUGGUGCCAUGUCCAAACUGUCGGCACCGGGACAAGGUCGAUUAAUCACUGCUUCAUCUGGCAACCACGGCAUCGGCUGCGCUUUGGCAUCGCAGACCUUAUCCAAGAACCUCACUGUUGUCCUUCCCGAGAUCGUCAUUCCCGCCAAGCUUGAUGCGAUCAAGUCAUAUGGCGUCGACGUGAUCCUGCAUGGUGCUGAGGCUGGUGCUUCUGAACAACAUGCCCAGAAGCUUGCGGCCUCGGGUGAUUAUACUUACGUAUCGCCAUACAACGAUCCCGAUAUCAUUGCUGGUCAGGGUACCAUUGGCUUUGAACUACUUGAGCAAUGCGACCAUAUCGAUAACAUCUUCAUCUCCAUGGGCGGCGGAGGUCUUGUCAGUGGCAUCGGAUCUGUCCUCAAAGCAAACAACCCACGCAUCAAAGUCUGGGGUGUUUCGGCAAUAAACUCAAAGGCUCUAGCUGCGUCAAUGGCAGCAGGUCAGGUCGUCGAAACAGAGCAUCUCCACACUUUGGCCGAAGCUGUCGCCGGUGGCAUCGACGAAAACACUAUUACCCUUGGACUGGCAAACGCAGUUGUUGAUGAACUGAUUGACUGCAACGAAGAUGAUAUUAAGGAGGCGUUGAAGGAGCUUGCUUGGUCUGAGAGCAUGAUUGUUGAAGGGUCUGCCGCUUUGGCUCUCGCUGGCUUCGACAAGGUCGCUUCGAAACUGGCUGGGCAAACCAGUGUUGUACUCCUCUGCGGGUCGAAUUAUGAUCAGGCCACGAUUAGUAAGAUAAUCGGCCAAGGAUAA